Aspergillus pseudonomiae is the source of this 907-nucleotide messenger RNA. Its product is annotated as peptidase M20, dimerization domain-containing protein. Lineage: Eukaryota; Fungi; Ascomycota; Eurotiomycetes; Eurotiales; Aspergillaceae. Bases 25 to 765 code for a protein of 246 amino acids. The record is from RefSeq and is a predicted model, not a curated record. The transcript has 3 exons. Gene Ontology annotation, molecular function: hydrolase activity.
GGCGCAUGCGACGAUAAAGGCCCCAUGGCCGCGCAGAUAUGCGCUCUAGAAGAGCUGAGAGCAGAAGGAGCGGUCAAGGAAGGCGACGUGGGGUUAUUAUUUGUCGUCGGGGAAGAGAAAGGUGGACUCGGCAUGUUAGCGGCGAACAACCAGAACCUCAGCUUCGAGAGCGUCAUAUUCGGGGAGCCGACCGAGGGGAAAUUGGUGGUUGGACACAAGGGGCAUCUGGUGUUUGAAUUGAUUGGGGAGGGCAAGGCCUGUCACUCUGGAUAUCCUCAGCACGGGGUGAAUGCUAAUAUAGCACUUAUCGAAACGCUGAAUGACUUGGUGAGAACGGAAUUUCCGGGUUCAUCGCUGCUUGGGCCUUCGACUUUUAAUAUUGGGAAGAUUGAAGGGGGCAUGAGCUAUAAUAUCGUGCCGGAGACCAGUAAAGCGCUUUGUGCUGUCCGCGUGGCGACAGAUAUGGCUAGGAUAAAACAGAUCGUCUCAGAUACUGUUGCCCGACAUGCAAAUGUGCGACUCGAGUUCAAGUUUGAGUAUCCUGACACCUUGCUGGAUCAUGAUGUUGAAGGAUUUGAGACUGCCCCUGUUUCGUAUGGGACUGAUGUUCCACGAUUCAAGGGCAAUCAUAAGAAGUACUUAUAUGGGCCAGGAUCUAUCCUGGUGGCGCACGGCGACAAUGAACAGAUCGAGAUUGAUGAGCUUGUGGAGGGGGUUCGAGCGUAUAAAAAGUUGACGAUGCACGCGCUCGAGUCUGCUCGGUAGAUCGUAUGCAAACAUCAGGGCCAGUUCAACCUGUCCUAUCUCACCCUAUCCAACGCUAGUACCAUUGUUGAUAUGCCUGGUAUAUGACGUUUUAAGAUGACCUUUGUAUGAGGCGACCACACCACAGCUAUGUUCACUGCCA